AUGGCGGCGGAUGCGACGGCGCCGCUCAAGUUUACCGGCUCGAAAUUUCUCGUCCAGCGACUCGUGCUCGCAACACUGACCGGAAAGGCUGUGCGCAUUUCGCAUAUCAGAGCCGCCUCACAUCGCUCUCCGGGCCUCGCGCCGCACGAAGUCUCCAUCCUGCGUCUCCUCGAGUCGCUCACAAACGGAUCGCAAAUCGAGUUCUCCUACACCGGAACAACGGUGCUUUACAAGCCUGGCUUGAUCACCGGCAGCGCAGCCGGCCAUGGCGCUUCUGGAGGCGUGAUAAGGCAUGAACUCCCGGCGGAUUGCACGAGAGGCGCGAGCUACUUCAUCAUCCCAGUUUGUCUGCUUGCGCCAUUCUCGAAAGCGCAAGUGAAUGUCCUUUUCACCGGCCCGGGCGUCAUCACCAGCGCAACAGAGACUGGAGACGUCAGUGUCGACACCGUCCGCACUGCCAUCCUCCCGCUGUUCAAAAGUUUUGGCAUCGAACUCAACAUUGAGCUGCGGAUCUUGAAACGCUCCAAUCCCGGUCGAGACGGCAAAGGCGGCGGAGGCGAGGUGCAGCUUGUUUUUGGUCACCAAGUGCGCCUGCCGAAAACCAUUCACCUUCUACAUGCGGGGCGAGUGAAACGCAUUCGCGGCGUGGCUUAUUCUACAGGCGUGGCCGGCGCCAACAACGCCCGACUGAUCGAGGCGGCGAGAGGCGUGCUCAACGAGCUCGUCCCGGAUGUCUAUAUCUAUUCCGAUGUUUCCUCGGCGCCAUUUGUGCCAACCCAAGACAAGACCAACCCCAGGGCGAAGCGGAAGACCGGUCUGGGCUUCGGACUGAGUCUUGUGGCCGAGACCACAACCAACACUCUCUACUCCGCCGACACUGCCAGCCCACCGAGUGGCGGCGAGACGCCGGAGGAUCUUGGCAAGAAGUGUGCCUAUCAGCUGCUCGAAGCCAUUGAGACAGGAGGCUGCAUCUCACACGUCUCUGCCUUUCCCAUGCUGAGUCUGAUGGCCAUGGGAAGUGAGGAUGUGGGGCGCAUCACUGUUGGGAAGGAGGUCCUCGGUUCAGAGCCCGUCAUUCAGCUUGCCAGGGAUUUGAGGAUGUUUGGGAUGAGCGGCUGGGGCAUGCGAGAGGAGGAGGACGGGGACGAGGAUGGGGUGGUUGUGAGUGUUGUUGGGAGAGGGGUGGGAAAUGUCGGGCGGAAGAUUGCGUGA
This is a messenger RNA of Neohortaea acidophila, 1212 nucleotides long. Its product is annotated as RNA 3'-terminal phosphate cyclase/enolpyruvate transferase. Gene Ontology annotation, molecular function: RNA endonuclease activity. Lineage: Eukaryota; Fungi; Ascomycota; Dothideomycetes; Mycosphaerellales; Teratosphaeriaceae. The coding region runs from base 1 to 1212 and encodes 403 amino acids. The transcript has a single exon. The record is from RefSeq and is a predicted model, not a curated record. Gene Ontology annotation, cellular component: nucleolus. Gene Ontology annotation, biological process: ribosome biogenesis; endonucleolytic cleavage of tricistronic rRNA transcript (SSU-rRNA, 5.8S rRNA, LSU-rRNA).